Messenger RNA from Rhipicephalus sanguineus (brown dog tick), 1554 nucleotides. RefSeq lists its product as uncharacterized. The transcript has 2 exons. NCBI's taxonomy places the organism in Eukaryota, Metazoa, Arthropoda, Arachnida, Ixodida, Ixodidae. The record is from RefSeq and is a predicted model, not a curated record. The coding region runs from base 1 to 1554 and encodes 517 amino acids.
AUGCCAGGGAUUCGUUACUAUCGUUGCUCACGGUGCGGCAGCCAUAGAUUUUCACUCAAGUCGCUCUUCAGGCAUUUGAACCUAGCCCAUGGCCACGAGACAGACUGGAUCUGCGGCGUUGAAGGAUGUAUGCAGACAUUCAGAGUCUUUGCUUCAUACAGAAAACAUGUGUAUCGCAAUCAUGAUGAGGCAUUAGGAGUGAACCGGCGUCCUCAACAAAAUCUUGUGGCGGAAAGAACACCAAGCAGCACAGAAACACAACCUGGCGCUGGCUGUAGUCAGGAGGAUCAAGAAGCAAUUCCCAUAGAAGAUUCCCGAUCGGAGUGCUCUGAUGUUCCAAGUGACUACGUGAGACAUCUGUCCGUCAUGUUUUUAAAAUGGAAGGAAGCAAGACGCCUUCCAGAGUCAACGGUGAAUGAAAUAGCAAAUGACAUCAUCCCAUUCGUUGCUUCUAUCUUAGAUGAUGACAAACUUCUGUCGAAUGAAGAAAAUUCUGCAGAGCUAAAAAGGGCGUACAAAACGCAGAUGAGCAAGCUCUUGACAGAAAGCGGCCGAAAGGUGCACUGGAAGAAUAACUUCACGCUUGUUGAGCCCAAAACCAUAUUGCUUGGAAAGGUGAAUGGAAAGUGUGAAACUAUGGAGUACGUGCCACUGCGUGAUGUGCUCAAGUGUAUUUUAGAGCAUCCUGCCCUCUCAGGGGACUUCAACAGUUUUCUUGAGAUGCAUGAUCAUAUGUGCUCAGUUUUUGAUGGUAGUGCUUUUAAGAAUCACUCUUUUUUUGCUGGGGACAAGAGCAAGAUUUGCUUGCAGUUGUACACAGAUGAAUUCGAGGUGUGCAACCCUUUGGGGAGCAAAAGGGGAAAGCACAAGUUGACUGCGGUCUACUUUUCUGUGCUCAACUUCAACACUAAAUAUCGCUCGGCGCUUUCAGGCAUCAACUUGGUCAUUCUAGUGAAAGACAAAUAUGUCUCCACAUACGGUUUUCAAAAGAUUCUUGCACCCUUGCUUGAAGACGUGGCCAUAUUAGAAAACGAUGGCAUAGUUGCAAAUGGAAAAGUUAUGAAAGGGUCUGUUUUUAUACUUACUGGGGACAACCUUUCCAGCCACAGAAUUGGGGGUUUUAAGGCUUCAUUCACUCAAGGAAGAAUAUGCAGAUUCUGUAUGGCACUGCGCCACGAGGUGAACUACAAGCAUCUAGAGAGUGACUAUGUGCAGCGAACGCCGGAAGGGCAUCAACAUCAUUUAAACAUGCUGAAUGCAGGGCUGCCAACAGCAUCACUGUAUGGCGUCAAGGAGGUUUGCCCACUUCUUGCACUUCAAGGAUUCGAUACAACCCAACACUUGCCCCCAGAUUUAAUGCACGACCUGCACGAAGGCAUCAUACCAUUCACACUGAAGUACAUUAUUUCAUCUUUAAUUUCACAAGGUUUCUUCACACUUGAACAUCUCAACAACUUGAUUGUAGAAUGGAAGUAUGACCCAUGCGAUUCAAAGAACAAACCAGAGAAGCUUUCUAAGCUCUUUCUUUCUGGAAAGGCUACCAUUAAGGUGUAG